AUGGAACAAGCGAUUUUUCAAUGAAUGAACGCCGGCACCAGAAUGUAAACACAAGCCACCCGGCAUUUUUACUACGAUUCGCGCCACAAGAUCACUGAUACGCUAUUCCACGUGAAUUCGAGGACGGAAAAACAUAAAUAUUAUCUCAUUUUCAUGCUUUGUACACGUCACAAGUGGAGAAUGUCGAUUGAAGUCCUCAAUUGAAGCAGUGGAAUUCCAGUGUCGACGACCGACAGCAGAUACGCGACAAAAGCCGGUCUGGUUUCCAUAUUGUGCCGAUCUGCCGACCAGUAUUUUUCUGGAGAGAAAAAAAAACCGUGGGAGUAAAACUGAGCUGAGGUUACUCUGCCGGUCAGCUUCAGUUUAUCAUCAUGGGGCAUUUACUGGACAGGCUAGGCUUAUUACAAGUCUUAAUUCUGAUCAUCUUCACAACUCUAACCAAAGCUGAUGAUGUGCAAUCCCAGUGCAUCGCGGGUACCUAUAUGAAGUCGUCCUACCCCGAUGCGGGCCACCGGUGCGUUGCGGACUGCGGCCCGGGGCAGUACGGGGACGACUCCACCAGAUCCUGCCAGUUGUGCAGCUCCCCCUGCCUGACCUGCGCCGGGACAGCAGACAACUGCACUAGUUGCUCUGAACCGCAGUUUCUCCUUGGCAACAGAUGUGUAAUGGACUGUGGGAAUAUGUACUCGCGGGGACCGGCCCGAAGCAGACUAAGACUCCGAGGGGGCACCAACGCGUUUGAAGGCCGGGUGGAGAUCCUUCAUGAGGGGGUCUGGGGAUCGAUAUGCAACGACAAAUGGGACAUUCAAGACGCACAGGUCGUCUGCGGCGAACUUCAACUUGGUUCUGCAGUUGACGCUCUAAGCGUGUCUGAUGAUUUUGAAUCGGCAUCACCGCGCAUGCCCAUUCACCUCGAUGACCUCGAGUGCAGCGGGACGGAGUCCAAGCUUGAGUUCUGUCCUCAUUUGGAGUGGGGCAGACACAACUGUGCCCACGAUGAAGAUGCAGCUGUGCGAUGUUCCGGACCCGAUGUCUCCCGUCUUUGCGUUGCUUCGUGCGGGAUGGGUACUACCGCGUGUCCGGUACAAAUCGCUGUGAGCUAUGCUCCUCGGAAUGCCGGACCUGCACCGACCGGCCAGACCACUGUCUCGCUUGCGAGGCCCCGAGAUUCUUGCUCAACGACCGGUGCGUGCUGAACUGCGGCUCGGGGAGCCACGGGAACACCCAGGGCCGAACCUGCGAGGAUUGCCACGAGAACUGCAACAAUUGCUUUGACGGACCGACCAACUCG
Molecule: messenger RNA, 1291 nt
Organism: Patiria miniata (bat star)
Lineage: Eukaryota; Metazoa; Echinodermata; Asteroidea; Valvatida; Asterinidae
Product: scavenger receptor cysteine-rich domain superfamily protein-like
Exons: 6
Coding region: 372-1196 (274 amino acids)
Cellular component (GO): membrane
Source: RefSeq, a predicted model, not a curated record